GUCCUCAAGGGGAGGCCCUUUUUAUUGGGUCGCGGGGAAGCGGCAGUGGGCGUGAGUGGGCGUGGCUUCACCUCUACCUUGAAAGCGUUGGCUGCUGAGCCUGCUUGCUGCUUCUGCUGCUCUUGCAAUGAGAAGCCGGGAGGUCUUGAAGCUUUUCAAAACUUUGCACAGAACAAGGCAACGCGUUUUCAAAAAUGAUACUAGAGCCCUAGAAGCUGCAAGACUUAAGAUAAAUGAAGAAUUCAAAAAUAAUAAAGAAGAGACUUCUUCCGAAAAAAUAGCUGAGCUUGUAAAAAUAGGUUCAGAUGUAGAAUUUAUACUCAGAACAUCUGUCCUUCAAGGUGUUCAUGUGGAUUCCAACCAACUAUUGCUUGUACCAAGAAAAGAGCUGCUUCUGGACAACGUGCCUUUCAGCGACACACCGAAGCAAAAGUCAUGAAUUGGGGAGAAUAAAGUUUUAUGGUACUUAUUAAAUGUAGUGUGAUUUCUUUCCUUGCAUGCUGAGAUUUCUUUCCUGGGGAACCUCCAGCCCAUGGGACUAAUCAGGUCCAGCAUGUGUCCCGAUAGGUGGCAUCAUCUCUGACAUCAUCUGUGACAUCAGGUGAGAGGCAGAGGUGACAAAAUUCUCUCAUCAUAUGAUUGGCGUUGAGAACAAGCCAGCUAAGAUUCUCUGUGCGGGGGAACUGUGCAGCCAGCCAAUCACUGAAGGGGCUUAACAAAGAACCCUCCCUAACUCUGUACCCCCUCCAAAUGUCAUUUCAAUUUAAAUUUUAGUAUCUGUGGGAACAGAUGGUUGAGAAAGACUUGUUCUAAAAAUCUUCUCAAUGUCUACAGCAGGUGGUGCUCUUCCAUAUCUAUAUUCAGGGAACGAAUUCUGAAAUGAAUUCAGAACUGCUUCCUCUGCAUAUUUACACCUAGUAGUAAGUAGCUGCCUUUAAUUCAAAAGGUGAGUUUGGAAAUAUUUUAUUAAACGAGUUGGCCCGUCUGUGUUCACGGAAGCUUACUUCGCAGAAAGGUUAAAUAAGAUUGCAGGCUUAAAUUUCAUUUCACUUUUAAUUUGUAUACACAAGGCAGUUUGCAAGCUGAAGAAACAACAAAAUAAACAGCAAAGGUCAAACGCAUAAUAACAAUCUGAUCCAAUGCACACACACAAAAAAAGUCACAGUAAUUUUAAAAUAAACAACUUAUAUCAAAUAAAGCAAUAGUUGGUAAUCCAUUAGAAUAUAAUAGUAAACAGUAAAAAUAACAUAACUAUCAGCAAAUAAUAAUUGAACUGUUGACACUUAUCAGUUACAAUAAAGAGUUACUAAACUAUCGUCGAUGAAAAUAACAGCACAAAAUAUCACAGAGCAUACAAAACCAUGUGAAAGGAUCAAAUUGAGAAACAAGGACACACAAUUUAUCAAAUUAUUUUUAAGCCCUCUUUGUUUUAGCUCCUUAAUCCCUAUACAGUACUUAGAGAUAAGUCUAUUUUUUUGCCGCUUGUGUCUUUGAGCAUCGAGAGGUAUUUGCUGGGAAAGUGAUAGAGGAUUCUGUCCCCAUGAACGGGGAACCUGUGGCUCUCCAGUUGCUGCAGUCCCAGUCGUCCUGACCAAUGGCCAGGAAUGGUGGGAGUUCUAGUCCAGCAACAUCCCAGAGGGCCACAGGCUCUCCAUGCUUGAUUCUGAAGCAUCCCAGCAACAUACAUUCUCUUUUCCUCAACCCUAUAUAGAAUAUAUAACGUGGGUUGACUUGCUCUGCCUUUUUGCCCAGUGCUUCCCAAAUGCUCAACAACUAGCUGAUUGUUGGCCAUCUGGGAAGCUGUGUGCAAGAGGUUUUGCAGUGCCUACGCAACUCCUUUGAGCCAAGCCCCACUUUUACGUGGCCCAAAGGUAGUCAUGGUUCCCCCGAAACAACUCAUGGGCACAAUGGGGAGGCCUGGGAGGCCAAAUUUGGCCCUUGGGCUGGAGGUUCCCCACCCCUAGCCUAACUCUUAUUGCAAAAGAAGCUUGGGCCUGAUACCUUAAUUUGAAAGGUACUUCAUGGCUAUGAGAGAAAAUAUCCCAAGGAAGCUUCAGCAUAGAAGUUCAUUAUGUUCCAUAUUUUUCAUAUGUCAAGGCCUGACUUUCCAUAAGUAUCUUUUAUAUCUGGGUUUCUUGCAUGGUUUUUUUUUGUACUGGCAUCAUACCUGCCAAGUUCCGGCCUGAGAAAUAAGGGACUGGACCGGACGUAGCAGACCGGAAGUAGCGCUGCCGCCAUUUUGGAACUUGGCGGAGCAUGCUCAGAAGCGACUUUUGAUGCUGCUCUGCCCUGUUCCAAAAUGGCUGCCGCACCAGAAGUCACGCUGCAGCAUAGCUGCCAAGUUAUCCCUUUUUUAAAGGGAAAUUCCCUUAUGCUGAAUAGGCUUCCUCGUGAGAAAAGGGAAAACUUGGCAGCUAUGCGCUGCAGCCAUUUUGGAACUGGGCAAUGCAGCAUCAAAAGUCUCUUCUGAGCAUGCUCCGCCCAGUUCUAAAAUGGCCGUCGCGCCAGAAUAAACCGGGGGGAAACAAAAAAAUCUGUUUUUUCAGCUGGGGGCAGCUGGAAAAACGGGGGUUUCCCGGGGAAUAUGGGAGACUUGGCAGCUAUGACUGGCAUCUGUCAGCAAUUCAGUUUGCUGAAAUGCCGGUAUGUGCUAUAGGAGAAGAGCUCUGUGCAAGAGCUUGCAGUAGACUAAUCGAAAAUAAGAUUAAGAUAUUUUAGCCUGUGCCUUUGUUACUGCAUUUAACGUCUACUAUUCUGUCAUCACCUCAUCUUCUUAAAAACGGUGUAUAAUUUAAUAGCCCUGUGGAGGCAAAAAAGAAAAAAGGCUGAUAUGUCGAUAUGUGCUUGCUACACACACAAACACACACUCACUUGUGGUUAAUGUGAUUUGCCUUGAAGAAUGUGCAUAAAACCAACCAUUGUGCUGAAUCAUUGGACUGGAGAACGUGCACAAAAGAACAGCAUAAAUUUUGAUUUCCCAUAUUAGCCAAGCUUAAAAUGUUGGGUAUUUCAUGUGGGGCAUUUCACACAUUGCUUGAUCAUUCAGCCUAUUAUUUUCUUGGGCAAUGUAUACCUUUACUUACUGAGGUGUGAAACUCUCACGUCUUUCAAUAUUAAUUGGAAGUUAUGCGUGUUGAUGUGCCCAAUUCCCUAUUUUUGCUUCUUAUACAUGCUCAUUAUUCUUCCUUUCUGGUGAAUGUGCACAAUAACAGGCCAUCAUGCGCAUUCUUCAGUCAACUUGUAUUAACCCCAGCCAUUGUUUUUAGCUUUGCCCUGGGGCAACGGGGACAGCCACUGUUGCAUAUGCUUAUAAACCUGAUCCCCGGACUUUAAAGAUACCAUAUCUGGCCAUUAGACCAUCCUCUUUCAGAAUUUUACUUCAUAAAUCUAUAUUUUCACCCCAAAGAUCAAGUAUGAAAUUUUAUCAAACUCUCUCUCUCUGAAGAAUUUCCCCUGUUAAGGAAAUGUGUCACAUUUCAGCCAAGUUUUGAAGUAAAAAUGGAAAUGUCGUAAAAUCUAAUUUAAAACACACAUAAAAUGCUGGAUUCUAUGUUAUUAAAAGUGUGCCAUCCUUAUCAGUGAAUCUUAUUGGGCUCCUAAUCAUUUUACGUAGAACUUCGAUUUCAUGGUGUAUAGUUUGCUCUUCUAGCUGGGAGGUAAAACUGUAUUACGGUAUUAUUAUUAUUCCCAUGGAUCUGACCCACAAUGCACCUUUUUAUGUUUUCUGACUUUGGUCUUGCUUGAUUGUUUGCUUAUUAUAGUUCUCUAUAUAGCACAGUCUAUAUCUAUCCAUAUAAAAUCACCAGUGUUGUCUAGGAGUGGAGCAGAGAAUGAUUCAGUCAUUGGAAGAGACUAGUUAAUAGCAUCAUUUUUUCGAUGCACUCAUUAAAUGAUUGGUUAGAACAAUCUAUGCUCUUGCUUAUUUUUCAAUCAAAUUUGAGCAGUUUUUUUUUCUUUUAAUAGCAACUGCCAAAAAUACGUAGUGUUCUUGC
This is a messenger RNA of Zootoca vivipara (common lizard), 3992 nucleotides long. It is a transcript of the gene LYRM7, whose product is annotated as LYR motif containing 7. The record is from RefSeq and is a predicted model, not a curated record. Gene Ontology annotation, biological process: mitochondrial respiratory chain complex III assembly. Lineage: Eukaryota; Metazoa; Chordata; Lepidosauria; Squamata; Lacertidae. Gene Ontology annotation, cellular component: mitochondrial matrix. Gene Ontology annotation, molecular function: protein folding chaperone.